UUUUUUUCGCUGGCAGCUUUCAAAUUCGCGGCGGCGAAGAAAGCGCGAACUUGAAGAAUUAAUUUGAGGAGCCGCUUUUUUGUGCAGGUAACUUCAAUCUUGCUCGUUCAACCGUUGUGCGUGCAACGGACGCGCCAACCAGAGAUGGCUUGGUAUCCAAAAAUAUUCGCCCUUAAAAAUAAAGGGGGCAGAGGCACGGAGCUACCAUUUCCAUCUGGACGUUGCUCAAUCGGCGGAGAUGCCUCGUGUGAUGUUCGUAUUCGGGGUGCAGGCUUAACUCAUUGCCUGCUUAUUGUUGACAUGAACAAGCAGGCUCAUGUCGUCAACGUCUCUGGCACAAAGGAUGUUCUCAAGAAUGAUGAACAUGUUCCAAACGAAGCCUUCUUGAACCAUGGCGAUAUUGUUACUGUUGGUUUUCGCCAGUUUCGAUUUGAGUGGGUGUCGAAAAAGAAAAAGAAAGAAGGAAUGCAUUCUUCACCAUUUACCAAUGAAGGUGCAAGAGAGAGUUCAACAUCAAAAGCUCAUGGAAGCGAAGAGGGUCUAGCAGCUCAACAGGUGAACAGUACACCUGGUGCGUCUACACCUGGCGUGUCUACACCUGGCGUGUCUACACCUGGCGUGUCUACACCUGGCGUGUCUGCACCUGGCAUGCCUAGACUUAGAGUUUCUACACGUGACGUGUCUACACCUGGCAUGUCUACACCUACAACUUGCUCCUUUGACCAAUCACUUUACAAGACCCCUUGCAUUCCGCCAGAAGAGUUUGUGUCACCACUGUCUACAACCAACUCAAGUGAUGCUGGUGAUAGAAGUGAAAGACAGAGUCGCUCCAGGAGUGCAGCAGCACAUGGAGCUGCAAGGAAUGUUGAAACUUCAACGCGGCCUAAGAGGCUUUCUUGGAGGGAUGGUUUAUCCUAUUCCUUGAGUGAUAUGUCAGACAUCUCCAGUUCUCGAAAAAUGUUGAGAGCAACAAGAAAAAGCUCUCUUUCAAACAAUCUUGCUUCAUCAAUACAUGAUGCAAGCUCUGUUCAGGAGUAUGAUGAUGCUGGCAUUCCUCCAGUUACAGAAUCUUCAGAUAAUGGCCAACUGUAUGAUUCAUCAGAUUCCACACCCUUAAUAGAUGAGCCAAGAAUGAAAGCAUUGGACUCGAGAAGUUCUCUGGCAAGCAUGACAUAUUCUCCCACUGAGCAUAGACGCUCUGCAUCACUCAAAAGUUUGAGUGAGGGUCUAGGAAAACGGCGUCGAACCUCUCAGAUUAUCACAGAGGAGCAGUCACCUAAACUGAGACGACAGAAUGGCUGUGAAGAUGUACAGGGUAUAUCUUUGGCUAUUCAUGAUGAUUGUAAUGGACAGUCUGUUCCAGAAAAAUCACCGAGCAAAAUCUCUGUUGACGACUGCACUUCUCGCAGUUUUGCGACAUCCAGUGCUGCUAAUGGAAUGAUUAUUGCCAGUACUCCAGUGGGAGGUGCUAAUACAAGAAAAAGUAGGAUGGAAACUGGCAGUGCUCGAAAGAGUUGCACAUUGCUGCGGCAGGCUCAGAAAAACAGGUCAGCUUACUCCAACUCUCACCCAAAGGACAGUGACCUAGCUUCUAAUGCUGCCUCACCAGAAUUGUCCUUUUUAAGUAGCCGUAGCAGUUCUCGCGUAGCACUUCAAAGCUUCAAGGGGAAGGAGUCACCAGGUGGGUUGAAGAAGACCUCCGACACUGUGGAUGACACCACCUUAGGCUGUGAGUUGUUGUUUGAAACUCCUCGAUCAUCAUUUAACUUCAGUACUAUGAGCUCCAAAGAAAACAGCAUGGUUUGUGAUAUGACUGAUUCUUCAGCUCAAAAGGAAUCUACCAGCCUGCUACACAUUUCUGCAAGAAGACGGUCCACUGCUUCGACAAGAAUGUCUGAACAGAAUGAGGUGCGGGAGCUUGAGCCUGUUGACACAUCACUGUCACGACGUACGAGCUCACCCAGCACGACAAAUGCAAAGUCCAGCCGCACACCAGUGCCAAAAAAAGUGAAUUACGAGGUACAAGAUGGCAGUACGCCUGGUACAGAACCUGCCCUGAAUGCUUCAAAAACGAAGUGCACAUCUGCAUUUAAAAUGUCAGAUGAAGGGACCAGAAAACAAGGAGAUGUAGCUACUCGGCAGUCCCUGAAAGUUUCGAGCACUAAGCGAACUUCAGUUCCAAAGAAGGUGAAGGAAGCCCCAGAGCGAGAAACCCUGGACACAUCACUACCAGCACAGGUCCGUGCCGGCAACUUGUACGUUUCCCAGGGGAAUGCCUCUGGGUUUGGUGGUUCUUCCACAUCAAUGAAUGCGACUGCAGGAGAUCCUGAGUACGUUGACUCACCUACAAAACUAAAUGCUUCAAGGUCUCAACGGACGCCGGCCUUAAAGAAGGUUAACGAAGAAACCCCAAAGCAAAAUAUGUCAGGCACCCGUAAAUCUGUGAAUGUUGGUGGAACCAAGAAAGGAACACCAGCUGCAAGCUAUGUGAAUGAAAAAGAACAAGGUGCUGCAAGCAUGUCUCCAUUUAAGGAUGAAAGUUCAAAUGGCACAUUUUUUUCAAUGGGAGAGCUUGUUGCCUAUGCAAGGAGAUCUGGCCGUCUGUCGACUUCACAAACGCCAGCUUCAAGGAAACCGAGCGGAAAGUUCCCUGAGGAGGAGAUUGUUAAGACUCCUGAGAUAAAUAAAUCAACUCAGGUCUUUGAUAUCAUAGAUGGAAUGGACCCACAACAAAUCACAGCUGACAAAACUAAUGGAGAGACUGUAGCAGAUGAGGAGGCUGCUUUGGAAAAGUCCUUUGGGUCAAGAAGCACAAGAUACAGCUGCACACCUAUCUCCAAUGUGACCCAUCUUGACACUCCUGAGCAGGUGGCUGUAGGCAGGCGAAACAGCUCAAGUGUCUCAAAAGUCAAGCAGUCUCCAGCUUUGAAGAGAGCAAGCAGAGGGGGUCAAAAGCAUGAUAGUGGGGCGGACACUUCAGUGGCCUUCAACACCUCGGGACCUAAGGAAACAGUUCACUCAGGAGAAGUAGAAGACUUUGAGCAGCAGGCAGUAUGGGCAUCCCCAUCAAAUCAUUUGACCUUGGAAUGUUCGGAUGUCGCUGUGGGCAAGUCUGCAAAGACAAGGAGAUCUACUCGCAUGCCAGAUGCAAUGAAUAUUUCAGCAGGAAAGUCUACACCAGCAAAGUCUACAAAUCAGGAAAGUCUACAUCAGCAGUCUGUCAGAACUUCAGGAGCAAAGCGAACACCAGGAUCAAAGAAGUUGCAGAAAAAUGAUGAGGCUGCUGACCCAAAGUCACCUUCAGAUGGUAUGCAUGAUGAUCUAGAACAGUCUGUCAGUACUGAAUUGCCGGAGGAGCCCAUUGACAGCACACCAAACAUUUUGAGUUCUUCAAGAGCUAAGCGUACACCUGCUUCCAAGAAAGUGAAUAAUAAAACGGAACCUUUAGAAACAGCGUUGCGGAGCACAUCACCAUCCAAACAUGUCACCGCAAGUUGCGCAAUGGUAGAGCCUAACAGGAAAAAAGAUUUGCGGACCAGUUGCACACCAGUCUCAAACAAAGCCAGUGCAGAAGUACCUCAAGAAAGAGCUGUGAACACACCAGAGACCGUGAAUAUUUUGGCAACGGAAUAUGUGCCAGUAAGCAAUAAGGAUUUGUUGUUCUCGAAAACUUCAGCAGCUCAGAAAACUCCAACAAAUCAAGAGGAAAAGGCAACUGAACAGAGGACAAAAGGCAGAAUAUCUGGGGCUCUUGAAACUUCAGACAAUGCCAGUUUUUCUGCGGACAAGUCUGUCAGGAGGAGAAGUGCAAGAUUGAGCCACUCGCUUGCAUCAGAAAAGCUAAAUGCAGACAUGCUAGAGCAAGACAUAGUUAUUACAGCAAGCACUGAGGGUCCUUCAAGAGCUGUGCACACACUAGCCUCCAUUUAUGCAGCAACUACAAAGCAAGAUAUGGUGAAGACUCCAAAGCCCCUCAGAGCUGUUGAAUUGACAAGAAAACAAGCUACAACCAGUGCAAACAAAAAAACCCAGCAGCAUGAUACUGAAGACAUAUUUCUAUCUCAAGUUGCAACGCCUGAUAGCAUAACUGCUCCAUUGGAGGGCUCUGUUAAAGCAAGACGUGGGAGAUACACCAACACGCCAGUCUCAAAAGAAGUAAGCGCCGGGACACUACAGCAGAAUUCACUUAGUCCAGUUGUAUUGAAUACAACAGUGAAGCACACACCAGGAUCUCUCAAUGCAAAUAGAACGACUGUCGAGCAACAAGUUGUAGGCACCCCAAAGCAAGAUGUGGUUGACAGUCAGCAGUCUCGUAGAGCUUCAAGGGCUAAGCAGACACCAGCUCCAAGUGAUGUUAAUUCAGAGAAAAAGGUCCCAGGACAGGAGACAGCUGGCAGUUCCCCAUCCAAAGAGCUUGCUUCAGAAGGUGUCACAGCAGAAAAGUUUUCUGGGCGAAGAAGUGCUAGAUCUAGCUGCACGGCAGCAUUGAAGACAGAUGAAAAGAUAACUCAGGAGAAAGAAGCUACACCUAGCACAAGUCUUUCAGUUGAUAAACAAGUGCCAUUUGUAGGGGAGCAAAAUGCCAUGACCCCAAAGCAGAGGUCUUCAGUUUCUCCAAUCAAGAGAGCUAAGCACACACCAGGUUCAGCCAGGAUACAUGAAGAAGCAGAUGUGUCUAGACAGGAGACAGCACUCGAGCCAUUAGCGAAGUAUGUCUCAAACACUAAUGAUGUUGCAGUGGAAGAGGCUGUCAGGCCUACAAGGGGUAGGUCCAGCUGCACAAUGGCAUCAUUGAAAGACUCUGUAGCUACCUCAGAGUCUGAUAACCCAACGCCAUCAUCGGGGAAGGCAAAAAAGGCACAAAAACAAGUCAGAGUUAGUACUCCGAAGUCCUCAAAAGUUUUAAAAAUGAAACAGAAGCAAGCCUCCGGCCAAGUGAGAGAAGAGGACGAUGACGCACAGCACGAACCAGUGCAGUUGCAGUCUGAUGACGUGACUUCAAAUGAUGCAGAUGAUGAUACUGUGGGCUCUGUCAUGAAUAAGAGUGCCAGAACUGGCGGCACACCAGCCUCAAAAGACGAACACUUAAAUGCAGUGGAGCACGAAGUGGUUGGUACAACAAGCAGGUCAAGGUCUAAACGGACAUCAGCCUCAAAUAAGGUUAAUGAAGAUGUCAUGGAGGGUGAAACAGACACUCCAAAGUUGAAAGCUGGGAAGGCCAGGCGCAAGCCAGUGUCAAGCAGUGUGGAUGACCAAGAUAAAGAAUCUGAGCAAGAGCUGAGGGGAGUGCUGCUGUUAGAACAUGAAACUCCAGGUGUAACAGAUGUUGCUGUGGAGGAGACCACUAUCAGGAGUGCCCGGUCGCGCCGCGUGCCAGCUCCAAAGAGCACAGAUCAAGGUGUUGCAAAGUCGGAAAAUGGAGCAACUUCAAGUUCAUCCAAAGUUAAGCGGAAACCAGUUUCAAAAGCCACAAAUGAAUGCCCUGAGCUUGAUACAGCAAAGUGUUCAAAUGUUGCGGGAGCUAAGGGAAGGCCAGGAUCUGGAAAAAUUCAUGAGGAAGAGGAUACUUCAACAGAUACGAACAAUUUAAAUGUUGCAUUAGAGGGUUCUACCAGGCCUGUAAGAAGCACCAGGUCAAGUCGUACCGUUGCUUCAAGAAAGCUGGACACCAAUGUCUUGGAGCAGGAGACGGCUGAGCAACAACAGCCGAAGAAAACUAGAGCUAAGCGAACGCAAGCAGCCAAGAAAGUGCCUGAGGAGGAGGUCCCAAGUUCAUCAGUGGAACUGUUGGCAGAAAAUCUGGUUUCAUCAGAAAAGGAACCAACUGAAAGUCCAGUGCAAGCUCAAAGAAAGCGUGCUGUCAAGCAGGGCAAAAAAUAUCAAAAUUGUGAGCCUGCCGAGACUGAGCCUGAGAAUGAGGUAGUCGCACCUCCACCAACUACCACGCGGAAAGGCCGAGGGAAGCGUCCACCUGCCUCCCAAGAGGAUGGUACAGAAACUCAGACUAGCACUGUUGAAGACGAUGGUGGCACUAAUAAAAAGAAGAGGGCCCGUCUACCAAAGCAAGUAGCUCCUCCUAUGGAUGUGUUGGAAGAGAAUGGGGCUGAAGAGCAGAGUGAAAAAGUGGGCACCUCUUCUAAGAGCUCUAGGUCACGCCGUGUUGCCACAUCGAAGCAAGAACCAAAUGACGAGGCUCUAGUGAGUGAUGCUUCACACACUGAUGAAGUAAUGGUACGAAGAAGCAAGCGCAAGGCUGUUCAAGAGGCCGGCGUUGUCAUUGACCAUGCCACUGUAGAGGUUACUCCAAAGAAGACCAGAGGAAAACGUGCCAAAGCAGUGGAAAGUAAACAUGUUGACGAGGAGGGCUCUUCCGCUAAGGCAUUAAAGAGCGGGCAACCUGAAAAGGUGGCACCUGCAAGAAGGACACGCAAGAGGGUGUAGGAACACUCACACUUGCAUUCUCAUUUUACUCUUUUACUUGAAAUAAAUGCUUGUACUCUGAUACUGGA
Rhipicephalus microplus (southern cattle tick) is the source of this 6509-nucleotide messenger RNA. RefSeq lists its product as uncharacterized. Gene Ontology annotation, molecular function: protein binding. NCBI's taxonomy places the organism in Eukaryota, Metazoa, Arthropoda, Arachnida, Ixodida, Ixodidae. The record is from RefSeq and is a predicted model, not a curated record.